Messenger RNA from Naumovozyma dairenensis CBS 421, 552 nucleotides. It is a transcript of the gene ARL1, whose product is annotated as Arf family GTPase ARL1. The coding region runs from base 1 to 552 and encodes 183 amino acids. Gene Ontology annotation, molecular function: GTPase activity; GTP binding. The transcript has a single exon. Gene Ontology annotation, biological process: intracellular protein transport; vesicle-mediated transport. Lineage: Eukaryota; Fungi; Ascomycota; Saccharomycetes; Saccharomycetales; Saccharomycetaceae. The record is from RefSeq and is a predicted model, not a curated record. Gene Ontology annotation, cellular component: Golgi apparatus; cytoplasm.
AUGGGAAGUUAUUUCAGUUCAAUGUUUGAUAGAUUAUGGGGGGUCAAUAAAGAACUCCGUAUUUUAAUCCUAGGUCUAGAUGGUGCUGGGAAGACUACUAUCUUGUACAGAUUACAAAUUGGAGAAGUGGUCACUACGAAGCCUACUAUUGGUUUCAAUGUGGAAACUUUGACAUAUAAAAACUUAAAACUAAACGUUUGGGAUUUAGGUGGUCAAACAAGUAUUAGACCAUAUUGGCGUUGUUAUUACGCUGAUACUGCAGCAGUGAUAUUCGUUGUGGAUUCAACAGAUAAAGAUCGUAUGGCUACGGCUUCUAAAGAAUUACAUUUGAUGUUACAGGAGGAAGAAUUACAAGAUGCAGCAUUAUUGGUAUUUGCCAAUAAACAAGAUCAACCAGGUGCUUUGAGUGCAAGUGAAGUCUCUAGGGAAUUGAAUUUAGUGGAACUGAAAGAUAGAAGUUGGUCUAUUGUAGCGUCGAGUGCGAUUAAAGGUGAAGGGAUCACUGAAGGUUUGGAUUGGCUUAUUGAAGUUAUAAAAGAAGAACAACUAUAG